CAUACACAUAUAACUCAUUUUUCUGAGGGAAAGAGAGAAGACAUUUUAAAGACAUGGCAAGAACCAAGCAGACCGCUCGUAAGUCCACUGGUGGCAAAGCCCCCAGGAAGCAGCUGGCCACCAAGGCUGCCCGCAAGAGCGCACCGGCCACCGGCGGCGUCAAGAAGCCCCACCGUUACAGGCCCGGUACCGUGGCUCUCAGAGAGAUCCGCCGUUACCAGAAAUCCACCGAGCUUCUCAUCCGCAAGCUGCCCUUCCAGCGCCUGGUCCGAGAGAUCGCUCAGGACUUCAAGACCGACCUGCGCUUCCAGAGCUCAGCCGUCAUGGCUCUGCAGGAGUCUAGUGAGGCUUACCUGGUCGGUCUCUUUGAGGACACCAACCUGUGCGCCAUCCACGCCAAGAGGGUCACCAUCAUGCCCAAAGACAUCCAGCUGGCCCGCAGGAUCCGUGGAGAGAGAGCUUAAACACACUGUAGUUUAAGGAAGCAAAACGGCUCUUUUAAGAGCCACCACAUUAUUUAAAGAGCAUUUGUGAUUUACUGUAUGCAUUUUGUCACUCUGCUAUCAUAAUAAUGAUAUUAAUAAUCAAAAUAAUCUACAUUUUGAGUUAUACAGUUAACCAGUCAGUA
Molecule: messenger RNA, 628 nt
Organism: Cheilinus undulatus (humphead wrasse)
Lineage: Eukaryota; Metazoa; Chordata; Actinopteri; Labriformes; Labridae
Product: histone H3-like
Exons: 1
Coding region: 54-464 (136 amino acids)
Cellular component (GO): nucleosome
Molecular function (GO): structural constituent of chromatin; protein heterodimerization activity; DNA binding
Source: RefSeq, a predicted model, not a curated record